CAGACAUGACUCCGGGCGCUGCUUGUCUCCGGCUUUGCGCCUUCGUUCUCCUCCUGGGCCCGGGCUUGGGGGUCUCCUCCCCGCCCGAGGAGCGUGCGGGGAGCCCAGGCGGGGGGGCGGACGAACUGCCCAGCGUACUGAUCGCCAUCCUGGCCCGCAACGCCCAACACUCCCUGCCCCAUUACCUGGGGGCCCUGGAGCGCAUGGAUUACCCCAAGGAGCGCAUCUCCAUCUGGUGCGCGACAGACCACAACGUGGACAACACAACGGAGAUGCUGCACGAAUGGCUUACGGCCGUCGAAAGUCUCUACCGGCACAUUGAGUGGAGAUCUGUGGACGAGCCCAGCUCUUACCCUGAUGAACUGGGGCCCAAGGAGUGGAGUAACCAGCGUUUUGAACACCUCAUGAGGCUCAAACAGGAAGCUCUGAGCUUCGCCAGGGCUGAACGGGCCGAUUACAUUCUGUUCGCCGACACUGACUGCAUUCUGACAAACAACCAGACCUUGAAAUUCCUCAUCGCACAAAACAAAUCGGUUGUGGCGCCCAUGCUGGAGUCCCAGACGUAUUACUCUAACUUCUGGUGUGGGAUUACGCCUCAGGGUUACUACCGCAGGACGGCCGACUAUUUCCCCACCAAGAACCGGCAGCGCCUCGGAUGCUUCGCCGUGCCCAUGGUGUACGCCGCCUUCUUGAUUGAUCUGCGGAAAGCUGACACCGCCGGGCUGGCCUUUCACCCGCCCCAUCCCGGCUACACCUGGCCCUUCGAUGACAUCAUUGUCUUUGCAUAUUCCUGCCAGGUCGCAGGAGCCCAGAUGUACUUGUGCAACCAGGAGCACUUGGGGUACAUCAACGUCCCCGUGAAGUCUCAUCAGACCCUGGAAGAUGAACGCGUCAACUUUGUGCAUCUUAUCCUGGAGGCCAUGGUGGACGGACCUCCCAUGUUCCCCUCCAGGCACGUUUACCUCCCCCCGAAGCACCCUACCAAAAUUGGGUUUGAUGAGGUGUUCCUCAUCAAUUUGGCGCGGCGUCCAGACCGCCGGCAGCGCAUGCUAGACGCACUCUUGGAGUUGGAGAUCGACCCCUUGGUGGUGAACGCGGUGGACGGAAGUGCCCUGAACAGCAGCGACAUCAAGAAACUGGGGGUAGACCUCCUACCAGGCUAUUAUGACCCUUUUGCGGGCAGGACGCUCACCAAGGGAGAAGUUGGCUGCUUCCUCAGCCACCACCGUGUAUGGAAAGAGAUAGCUGAGCGGGGGCUGGAGAGGUCGAUCGUGUUGGAGGAUGACGUGCGGUUUGAGGCUUACUUCAAGAAGCGACUUCGGAGGUUGAUGGAUGAACUGGAGCAGGCACAGAUGGACUGGGACCUGAUCUACCUAGGCAGGAAACAGGUGAACUCGGAGAACGAGGAGCUGGUGGAGGAUGUGCGAAACCUGGUGGUCCCGGAAUAUUCCUACUGGACCUUGGCCUAUGUCAUCUCGCGGCAGGGGGCUCAGAAACUGCUGGACGCGCGGCCACUCUCCAAAAUGCUGCCCGUGGAUGAAUUUCUGCCCAUCAUGUAUGACAAGCACCCCAACGAGGGUUACAAACAGCAUUUCAGCCACCGCGACCUGCGGGCGUAUUCGGUGCGUCCCCUCCUGGCCUUCCCAACCCACUACACUGGGGACGCCCAAUGGAUGAGUGACACGGAGACCUCCACCAUCUGGGACGACGACUCGCGCAAAACAGACUGGAGCGGCUCACAGAAGACCCUGAAAGAUGCCCGUGGCAGCAGAGGCACAACCGACCAUUCCUUUCGCUCGGCCUCUAGGGAUGAGCUAUAAAAGCGGUCUGGCUCACCUUCCGCACCCCUACGAGUGUGAGAGAAAUUCAAAAGCCAGGUUACAUUCUCCCACUCUCCACCUUCUCUCAGGACACUGUUUGCUUGAGAUGUUUGAACAAAGAGGGGACUGUGUGCGAAACAUGUUUCAAAGGCCGGUGUGUGCUUUCCCAGCAACUCUGAAAUCUCCCAUGUGGGACCACAAAGGCGCUUUCAGGCCAGUAAUGUGGAACUUUUCCUUCACGUUCCCCUGGGAACAAAGCUGAAUUCACACCUACAGCGGAGUGGCUCUGGAACUGCCGUGACCUUGGGUCCCCUUGGAUAUUUCUUCUUCUUUUUAA
Messenger RNA from Elgaria multicarinata webbii, 2157 nucleotides. It is a transcript of the gene CERCAM, whose product is annotated as cerebral endothelial cell adhesion molecule. The coding region runs from base 6 to 1820 and encodes 604 amino acids. NCBI's taxonomy places the organism in Eukaryota, Metazoa, Chordata, Lepidosauria, Squamata, Anguidae. The record is from RefSeq and is a predicted model, not a curated record. The transcript has 13 exons.